CCAAUCGUAGUGGAUAUGGGCCUAUAUGGGAUCUGGCCUGCUGGGCCCAAUUCCCAGCCGUUAAGUCUCGGACUCGAUCGUGAUCGUGCCACGAGCAGACAGUUAGUAACGCACUCAUGCGGACGCAUAGAUAGAUAUAACACCAAAUUACUCUUUCUUCUUUUUCUUGUCUUCUCUGUUGGGAGCAACGUUGCAAUUAAUCAAAGUGCAAUAUUUACAAACUGUUUUCAAAUUUCCGUAUGGUGCCUCAUGGAUCCUUUUGAUGAUAUUCUACCAACGGCUCCUGCUGCACGUACUCGGCUGGGUGCCAAGUUUAUUCCAAAGGCCAAAUCGAAACAGUUUCCUCGAAAGGGAAUACCAGCAUCAGAACAUUCCACCUCAUCUAAAGAUGGAAUUUCGGGAAAUGAAUGUCAAAAUGCAGUUGCUUCAGCUUUAAGUAUGCCAGCGGAAGAACCUAAGGGGUCCGUUCAUCAUACACAGGUAGAAAUUCCAAAUUCAGAGGAUUCCACAAAUCGUAAACAAGUUAGUGUGAAAGGAGAUAGUGCAGCCUUGGUAGAUGAUUCCACAAUCACCGCAACUGAAGUUGAUGCUGAUCAGAAAUCUAUGAACUUUUUAAAACCAAUAUGUGAGGUUACUGAGGGAGAUCCAGUAUAUUUUGAGGGGGCCUCAGUCACUAGCUUCGUUCCUGAGACUAACCUCAAUAAUGGCACAACACAACCAGUUCACCCUGCUAAUGCUGUAGAAAAUGAAUUUAAUGUGGCUGCUCCAUCUGCAACUUGCUCAGCCAUAGAUAGGAUGAAAGAACAACCUAAAAUUGGGGAAGGUUCAUUUCUUGAUAGCAACAAGCUUAUUGACAAUUCAAUCCAAGUUGGCACGGAUUUGGGCUUCCAAGGUUCUUCAGAUGAUAAGAUUGCAAUAAUUCAGAGCAACUUUGAUUCAAAGUCAAACUUUGGAAAAAAACAAGAGGGAGUAUCUGCAGAAUUUGAAUUGGAUCCUUUCAGCAACAUACUCCCUUAUCCUGGUGCUGGGAAUGUUCAUAAAUUUAAACCCAAGAUUAAGCCACGACCUAGAGUUAGCAAUGUGCCAGCAAUUGCUUCUGAUUCAUCUAAUGUUAUGAUGGAAAAAUCUGUUGAAUUGCCUACAUCUUGCACAAACGACUUUCAAUUUUUUCAGUCUUGUGGUGAUGGCAGUGGUGGACUAAACCAAUCAGCCAGUUUACCUUUGCCAACAUCAGAGAUUCUUAGGACAACUGAAUUACCUGAUAAGUUUGAUGAUACUAGCUCAAGUAUUCUCUCUGAAGACAAUAAGAGCUUGGCAGCUGCAAUUCCUUCCCAACUGGAUUCCCUAAAUGCCAUGCUUUCAGAGGAUGCAGUUCAUAAUGGAACUACAGAUUGGCCUUCUAGCUUUGGUAAAUCAUCCAGAGAGGCUGCAGACAUUUUUUCUGGGCUGGAAUCCCUUGAUGAUUUUCUCACCCAGGCUGCCACUGGUACAGGAAAACCAGCCCUUCAUUCUUUUAAUGGGAAGGGUGGAGAGGAAAAUUUUGUCACACCUGCUCCUAGUUCCAUUAACUCUUUUGGGGAAUGUGAUACUACCCAAGUUCAAAGGUGUCCCGAGUAUCAUACUCCUCAAGAUUCAUUAACCUUCAAUGAAGCUGCAGUCUUCAAUGAGGAUGAUAUUCACACUAGCAAUAGGAGGUUGGAAACAGAGGAAAUUGUGGACUUGAAUCCUGCCUGCCCAGGUGAUGAUGUGAUUGAUUAUCAAUCCAUGAAAUCUGGCGAAGAUCCAACUUUGGGAAUUCCAGUGCAUGAAGAGUUGACAAAUGCUGCAGAUAGUCCCACAUUGGCUGAUUUUUUGCAUGCAGAUGUUACAAGGGAAAAAGAAGAUUCCAAUAAGAGAAAAAAGGAUGGCUCAACAUCAUGUUCUCUAAGGAAGAACAGAAGAUGUAUUGCUGGUGAGGAGGAUAAAGGUGCUAAAACCUCAAGGCAGCUGAGAAAACAAGCAGCUCGUAAACCUGCAAACAGUUCACUCAAUGAGGAUGUUGAAGAUAAUAAUGACCUUGACCCUUCUUAUAAUUCUAAUGGAGAUGAACUUCAAGAAAAUGAUGACGAGUAUGAAGUUGAUUAUCCAUCCAGGAAGAGAAGAGUAUCAAAUAGUUCACAGAAGAAACCUGUGGCUAAAAGUGGAAAAACAUCUCAAAAGCCUAAGAAGGCUAAUGAUGAUUUAGAAAAAACUGAGGAACCUCCCAAAAAGUUCUCUCAUUCAACCCGACGAAGAAAAAGAUGCGUGGACAAGGCUCUGCUGGAAAUUCCUGAGGAUGAACUUGAUCGUCUAAAUAUACCUAUUAAGGAUAUUAUUUUACUUGAAGAACAUAGGGAGCGGCUGGCGAAAAAAGAGGCGAUGACUUCAAAUACUUCUUCCACCAACCAAAGUGGUGGAGAUUCUCUUCAUGAGGCUGGUUCUUAUAAUGAAGGGGCUUAUGAUGAUGGAGCUUAUGAUGAUGGGGCUUAUAAUGAUGAGGAGUUCUUAGGUUCAGAAGAUGGUAGAGACCCAUAUGAUAAUCAGGCCAAUGAAGGGAUCACAUCAACUUCCGUUUUACUCAAUUACCAGUCUUUCAGGGAAAAGAAGACACCUAGGGGAAAAUGGUCAAAACAAGAAACUGAACUGUUUUAUGAGGCUGUUAGGGAGAUGGGAACAGAUUUUUCUGUGAUACAAAAGACUUUUUUCCCUGAUAAAACACGGCAUCAAAUUAAGUUGAAGUACAAGAAGGAAGAGCGGCAGCAGCCUUUACAGCUAACCGAUGCUGUAAAUAACAGUGCAAAAGAUCAUCCUCAUUCUAAGUUGUUUAUUGAACUACUAAAACUAGCUUCCACCAAGGCAGAAGAAUACCCCGGUAGAGAUGCCUCAGAUUUGGUGAUGGCGGAGGAGGUUGUGGACCUAACCGCUGGAACUCAUGAAGAGGUUCCGAAGGCCGCAACAAAAAAGGAGGAUGCCGAUGUUAAAGCACAGGAAGAUUCUGUGGCAGUUCCUAGUCCAGAGCAAUCUGAUGACAGUGACGAUGACUUUCAAAAAUGGUCUCAGUAUAAAUGUGGCUAUUAGUGAUUAAUGAUAAAGAAUGAAAUAUAACUUACUUUUAUCUCAUUUAUUUUUCAUUAUAGUUAGUAUGAAAUUCUUUUAAUUGCUCAAUAAUUGUGAAAUCAUUUUUCCAUCUUCUGAUUCCAUAGUCCAGGGCAUUUAUUAUUAUAUUUUUUUUCAAUUUUGCAUACAGUAUUUUCUCAAGAAUGUAUUGUGAAUUUGUAAUCUACAUUCGAGUUCAUUAAUUCCUUAUAAUUGUGUUAUUUGUUCUU
Molecule: messenger RNA, 3344 nt
Organism: Glycine soja
Lineage: Eukaryota; Viridiplantae; Streptophyta; Magnoliopsida; Fabales; Fabaceae
Exons: 17
Coding region: 16-3096 (1026 amino acids)
Biological process (GO): RNA polymerase III preinitiation complex assembly
Cellular component (GO): transcription factor TFIIIB complex
Molecular function (GO): TFIIIC-class transcription factor complex binding
Source: RefSeq, a predicted model, not a curated record